Molecule: messenger RNA, 5515 nt
Organism: Wyeomyia smithii (pitcher-plant mosquito)
Lineage: Eukaryota; Metazoa; Arthropoda; Insecta; Diptera; Culicidae
Gene: Cep135
Product: centrosomal protein of 135 kDa
Exons: 16
Coding region: 228-5417 (1729 amino acids)
Source: RefSeq, a predicted model, not a curated record
CGAAUUUUUUGUUUUGCUUUUGCAUUUGAUUUCGUUCGACGCGCGUAGUUUCGGUCUGUUUACAGUUUGCUGUCUAAUUUUGUACACAAAUCGUGGAAAACCGUUGCUAAUCGGAUAAUUUUUAAAAUUGAUACAAUAUAUUAGGGGCUAUUCUAGCUGGAACUAAGUCAUAUUUGUUCAUAAAGAAACAUGAACUUAUCUAGCUGAGUAAAUAAUUCUGAGCCAGAAUGGAUAUUGACGCGCUACACUGUGACCUCCGUAAACGGCUAGACGUGUUGGGGUUUAAUCACCCACUUCCACUCGGAGCGAUCGGGAUUGUGUCCGCCAUCCUCGAUGACUUGAUUAAGACUUCAGAAAAGCUGAAAGCAGCCCGGCAACAAAUUGAUCAACUGCAACAGGAAAAGGUAGCCUGGGAACUUGGUGUGGAGCCAUACAAGUGUGACAACUCGCGACUGUUGGCGGAGUGUAACGGGUUGCAUUUGGAGUUGGUGAAACAGCGUGAUAAAUUUGUGUUGGCCAACACUGAACUAAAGUGUCGAGUGCGGAAUUUACAGACCGAUAAAAAACAUCUUGAUGAACGAUGUAUGCAGGCCGAGGCAAAAAUUCGUGAGCUUCAAAGUUCCGACUGCAAGUCUAAAAAGGAUGGUGUAAUUAUGCAGCGUAAACCGUUCAUUUCCACUGUUAGAUCUGGAUAUUAUCAGCCGCCCGAGUGCUGUGAAGCUCAACAGCGCGAGAGCAGGUGUCAAUGUCCGUGCAAUAAACCACGAAAGCAGGAGAUUCUACACGAGAUUGAACGGUUACAGGCGGAAACGAAGAACCAAGAGGAAGUUAUUGAGGCCUAUAAGAAACAGAUUGACUACCGCGAUCGGGAGAUUCAGCGACUCGGUGCACUGUUCGCCGGUGGUCGCCCAUCUGUUGCUCUUGCGAAAGAUUGCUGCUAUCGUAGCGUCAACACACUGUCGGAGGACGUCCAGAAGCUGCAGGCGGAGAAGACGUCCAUACAAAACAAGCUGGCCAGCGCUUUGGAGAGUCAGCAGAAUGCUAGCAAAAAGAUCCAGAAACUGUCCGAGCGCAACAAGCAGCUCGAACACGAGCUCAAAGAAAUCGAAAACGUCGCCCUGAAUGUGGAAUCUGAGGCCAAUUUGCACAUUCUCGAUAGGGAUAGGCAGAACUCGGAUUUGAACGUUAGGCUGCACCAAUCCAACAUAAGAAUAAAGGAGCUGGAAGCGAUGCUGGAGGCAAAAUCACCAGCACUUAUUCUCAGUAGUUCUUCGGCGUCCGCUUGCUCGAUGGACUCCACGCUGCAGAAUGCUUUGAAACAAGCGAACGAAGAAAAACGUGCCUUAUACAAGCAGCUAAAUGAACUGAAGCAACGGGAGCAGACGUUUUUGAAUGAUUAUGAGAAAGUUAAAAGCAAAUAUUCCAAACUAAAACUAAAGCUGUCCCAGCAGAAUGUUUACGGUCAAGAAACCAAUCAAGAUGAGUGUGAACUUUCAGAACAACGAGAGAGGAAUCAAUUUUUGGAAGAAUCCCUGAAAAACGUAACAUCCGAUCGGGAUUUCCUGAGCAGUGAGGUCAAACAGCUGCGUGAUACCGUAACCAGACUGACAACAGAAAAAGAUAAUAAAAUAGCCCAACUCGAAAGCGAACUACAUUUGUUGAGAAAGACCGCCGCUGCAGGGAACGGGGGGCGAUCUAUCAAGACGGCGGACUCGGCAGUAUCCGGCCAAUCUUCGCUUUCGGUGCAAUCUGCGUUUCAUCGUGUGGAGCGGGAGCGUGAUGCAGCGAAACGUGAGGUACAACAGUUGGAGAUCGAGCGAGAUUCGCUGAGAAAUAAGCUGAAAUUGGCCACCAAAGCACAGAAGGAAGAACAAGCCAAACACGAACAGGCAUUGAUGGAUUACAGCUCUCAGCUUGCAAAGCUCGAAGCGACUAAACGGGACAUGCUCUGUGGACGGAACUCCUCUCAAUCGACGAUUCAGAUGCUGCAGGAGGAAAACCGCGAGUUGCAAGAGCGGCUGAAGCAAGUGGAGGAUGACUUUAGUAAGCUGCGGGUGUCCCACUCGCAGCUCAAAAUGUUACAAGAGCAAACGGAACGUGCACUGACCCAACAACAAAGAAGACUAAUGUGUUCAGAAAAUCAACUGGGCUGUGCGGAGGCAAAGCUUACGAAGGUUGAUGGUACUAUCGAAAGUGCUAAUAAGGAUAUCGGAAAGUUGAAAGGCGAUAUCGGCGUACUGAAGGCUUCCAGUGCGUCCUUGCAGCGAGAGAAUGAUAAACUGAUGAUGGAGCUGAAUAAUAAAACAGAAAAGUUGUUCACCGUGGAAAGUGAGCUAAAUAAGCUCAAAGCAAGUAAAUCCGAAAUGCGGGACAACAUUGAUCGGCUACAGAAGAAACUCGAGGCUGCAAGUGUGGACAACAUCCAUAAGGAGAGCACAUUACGAAGCGCAACGUCCGAAACCGACACACUGAAGAAGCAGGUGGCGACUUUGAAGCGUUCGCACGAUAACGCCGUUACGGAAAAUGGACGCUUGUCGGAUGAGCUCACCAAUUCCGCAUCGGAGCUGACGCUAACGAAGCGCAAGCUGGCUGACUGCCAGCAGGAGGUCGAGCGAAUGAAGUCGCAGCUUCGCGAAUACGUGCAGGAAAUCCAGCGUGCCGAGCAAUUGUUGUGUAGCAAGGAAAAGGAACGCGAAGAAAUGCUAGAGCACUACAAGUCGUUAUCCGAAGGGGUCAACAUACUAGAAAGUAGCAAUCACACUCUAGAGGCAGAGAGCGCGGAAGUCAAAAAACUGCUCCAGGUAGCGGAAGAUCGAAUCGGCGAACUGCAGGAGCAGCUCGAGCUGCGUCAGACUGAAAUUAAGACAUAUGAACGGCAAAUUAACGAGCUGUCGACGAGCAUCGUUUCGCUCGAGGAAGAAGUUGAAAGCCUAAAGAAGGAGAACAGUAAUCUUCGGGAGGAUCUGGAAGCGACCAAAGAUCUGUGCUCUAAGCUGGACGUGCAGAAGGACAUGCUGAAGGCGGAGCUGGACGAACAUUCGUCCAUUCGGGAGCAGUUGAAUCGCGAGAAUGACACACUGAAGCGACAACUUUCGCUGGCCAAAAUCGGUGACAAAGCUGCUGUUGAUGGUCUGCAGGAAUUGCUGGCUGCAUGCCGUUCGGAAGUUGAACAACAACGAAUGAUAACCGGUCCAUUGAAUCAAGAGGUCAAAUCUCUGAAGAGUCAGAUUGAGGAGUUGAGUGAAAAGCUAGCAGAGGAGCGCGAUCGUGCCUCUAAAAGUGACGCAUUGGCAAGCGAGUACAAUGUUCAACUGCAAGAGCUAAAGCGAAUGAUCACGGACGAUCGAUAUGCGCAGGUGCAAUCGAGACAGGAAGAAGAUGACUACAAUAGAAUCAAGAUUUAUUUGAACUCCAUUGAAGCUAAUUAUGGAUCCGAAAAGACCUUGAAGCUACGCGACGAUUUGAGUUCGGUGUCAUUUUCAAGUUGGAAACUAUCCGAAAGCCCGGUUCCAUCGGUUGCUCGGAAUGAAUUUCGCAAAGUUUACAGCAGUGAAUCAUAUCCCAAAAUCAUUGAGACAAGUGCCUGCCACAAUCGUAAGACCCUUUCCGAACCGGAAACUUUGGCAACAUUGGAUAUGUAUCAGGUUUUGCCUUGGAGUAGUUUCAGCACUGGUGAUUCCACUGCGAAAUAUGUUCCAUCGGUUGAUAAUAGAGGAUCUCCAAGUGACGUUUCAGAUCGAUUAGCCGAGAGUGACUUGACAGCUGCAAUCAAAACAGUCGAAAAAAUAGCUGUUAAAGAUGGAGCAACGCAGCGAUCGGAAGCAAACAUGAAGCCACCAGAAGGUUGGAAGAUUAAGCGAUACAGUAUUAACAGUUUUCGAAAAUCUUUUCUAGUGACUGAAGCUGCUGGCAUCACUAACGAAAAACGCAUAUCCAAAACAUCACUGAAAUCAGCCAGUCUUUCUGAAUCCACCGAUCUCAAAAGUCCCAUACAGAAGAUAUCUUUGGACAAUGUACUUCGCGAGCAGAAAAGUCAAUCAUUGGAUCACAGCGUUCUCCACGACAUAGAUAUUACCGUUAAGAACGAAUCCCCGAAAUCAUUACCGCCUUUUGCUCAGAAAAGACAAUCAAGCAACAGUUCCGAUCAGUCUAUCGAUUCCCUUUCACCACGUGAAUCAAGUUACGAGCGGUUUAGAAAGAGUUUCCUCCAGGGCAGGCAAGCUAUCAAAUCAACUUCUUCGCCAAGAAAAAGUGACUGCAUCCUUCCCUCGGUACCUGUUUCAUCCGUUUCCGGCUACAAAUCUCCGACCAGCAGUGAUAAAUUUCCAGUGCAAGAACAUUUCAAAAGUCCCAUGGAGCAGAUAUCCCCGGACAAUGUACUUCGCGAGGAGAAGAAAAGUCAAUCAUUGGAUCGCAGCGCGAUCUCGGACAUAGAUGCAACCGGACACAGCCAAUCCUUGAAAUCCUCACCACCCAGAAUUCGGAGAAGACAAUCAAGUAUCACCUCCAAUCGGUCAAUCGGUUCUCUCCCACCACGCGAGCUGAGCUACGAGCAGGUUAGAAAGAGUUCCCUCCAAGAAAAGCCAGUAAUCAAUUCCACCUCUUCAUCAAGAAAAAGUGACUCAAUUCUACUCCCGGUUUCUGUUCCAUCUAUUUUCGGCGUCGAAUCGCCAACCAUGUCGGAAAAGCUCGCUGUAAAAUCACACACUACAGAACAAAACCCGAAGCAGACGUCCCCCGACAAAACUAAUGGCCGAGGGUCGACGGCCAUCAUUUAUAAAAAUGCACUAGGCGAACGGUUAAUUUUGGCCGACGAUCGGCAGCAGCAGCAGCAGGAAAACGAUUGCAGUGUCACUGCACACGGCAGCAUAAUGGUAAUUGACGAUUUGCGACGACCUAAAACGCCAAUUAGGGAGCCGAAAGUGUCGCUGGCUGCCGGAAAAGCCGUAUCCGGUGCCAGUUCGAGUAGGGAAAAUCAACGAAAAUCCCCGACUGUGAGACGCAGUAAUGAGAGCGGCACUACUACUAUUGCUAGUACCAGCAGCCGCCGCUGUGAGCAAAGAAAGUGGCGAGAGAUCCUGCCAUCGAAGGGAAAGACAAACGCUGUGAGCCAGACUCCUUCCCUAUCGGCAACAACUAACGACCGGAUAACGACGAUAAAUUAUGAAAUACUUAACGCCAGCGGCAGACGGAGGAGAAGGAGCAGCAGUGGAGGGCGUGUGGAACCAGUUGAAGCUGCGAAUCAAAGUGGAAGAAAGCCUCUCAAGUUGCGACCGAUUACGUCUUAUGACGGUGGGGGUGGUGGUGGCGGUGCUGCCAAUUCGACGCCGGAGGUAACGCUAAACGGUGAUGCUGAGAUGUACGUGCUAAAUUUCAAGCUUAAGGUGAAGGGAGAUGAGAAUAAGAGCGAACGGUAGUUGCAAAUUGCUGCUAAGAAGUAAUUAGAGAUGUUUGUCUACUAUAUUUUGUAUCAUAUUUUACCGGUCUAAUUGUGCAUCAUGAUUAACUAGAGAGA